Molecule: messenger RNA, 1788 nt
Organism: Cercospora beticola
Lineage: Eukaryota; Fungi; Ascomycota; Dothideomycetes; Mycosphaerellales; Mycosphaerellaceae
Product: Stk19 family serine/threonine-protein kinase
Biological process (GO): protein phosphorylation; positive regulation of Ras protein signal transduction
Molecular function (GO): protein serine/threonine kinase activity
Source: RefSeq, a predicted model, not a curated record
GGUGCACAACAUCCGACGCACAGCACAGCACUCUGCAGGCAGUCAUACGCUACUCUUCCGGCUGACAUGACACUCAGCCGCCCCGCUGGACCACGCAUCACGGCAGACGAGCUUCGAGGCCAGGGCUGAACCGGCGUUGAAACGGCGAUAUGCCCAAGCUCCCCAACCCGCUGCUGAAGCGCAAGUCUUCAUCACCUUUCACAUCUGCCCAGCGCACCAAACCUGGUUUGCGCAAGAACAGCACAGUGUCCGACGCUGAACGGCUGGAAGAUGUCGGAAUCAUCCCUCGCCUGCCCACCGUUUCGCGGCAAGAUGUCACAUCUCUCAUCCGCCAUGCCCUCAAUAACGCCUUCGAAGACAUCCCGGAACGAGCUGCCGGGAUGAACAGCCAGCAGAUAGCGGACACUCUCCAAGCUCGAGCUCGAAUACCGCCCAUCGUCAGCAUAGCGCACUUGCAUGCACUUAGCACCUCGACCACGGCGACUGAACGAGAGCUGGCACGUUUGGUGGCGGAAGGAAAGGUCAGAAAGGUCACAAUACCCGGUCGCGGCAAGGGAGGGACUGCUAUUGGCGAGGGCGUGGCACUGGUAGAGGACUGGGUCGAGCGAGUUAUGCGGGACGACGUUGCCUUGUCGAAGGAGCUGAAAGAGCAAUAUGUUUCCCUGAUGCGCGAGCAUCCUGUGUCUCAGACAGUGCCUGUGAUCAAGAUUGACCAGGCCGAUAUCAAGAGUCUCGUACAAGCUGGUUUUCUCACGAAUCCUGCAGCUUUGUCGUCCACAGUCGGUAAUGUCUUCGCUCGUCCCACAGGAGGCGCAGCUGGGUCAAUAGCCACGGCAGGUCAUACAGCAGUGACCGGCACCUUUGCUGCUGUCGGUGGGUACGGUGCGAUACACGAUUCUGGUGGCGGAGGUAGCACGCUUGCCACACAGCACAACCGGACUCAUAACAAUAAGGUCCAACCUACCAUGACUUUCAGCCUACCCGGGACAGGCUCAUACCUCAAAAUGCUGACCGAGGCUCGACAACAUUUGCUCUUCCUAUUGAAACAGCUAAGUCCGAAAUUCCGGGAAGCUACCAAGGACCUCUUGGAGGAGAAGUGGAAUGGAAAUGUUCUUGGUGACGAGGUGUCGAAGGCAAAAAGGAUGAGAGGCGAAUGGAGUGGAGUACUACCCGGGCAGACGAGACGAUGGAAACAGUUUCAUGGGCUGGAGUUCGAUUGGAUACUUGCUGAAUGCCUUGGAAGCGGACUUGUGGAGCUUUUUGACACAGGCAGUGUUGGCAUGGGUGUGAGGGCCAUAUAACAUCAUCAGCUUCCAGGCACUCUCGAGUCGGCACGCCGAAUGUUACGGGCGAUACUAAGAACAUAUCCUGGAAAGCAGAAGCAGAAGUAACGCGAACCAUCACAACGCUAUUGCCGUCCUGCCGUCUCGUUGGCGCUCGUAGCCGGCAUUAUCCGCCAUAAAUGCAUAGAAGCGACUGCAUCAAUGCCACCACAGCCGAACCGCCUUUACAUCAUGCUGACAUGAAGUCAAGUACCAGAGAGCGGAAGCCAGAUCGAACUGCGACAGCAAGUCAGAAGCUGGUACUUUGAUUGUGGGAGGGGAUCGAUUUCAUAAAGGUCAGCGCUCAUCGUGAUGCCUGUCAACGCGAGAUUGAUACAAUGGCUAACAAGCCGCAUCUCGCAAGAGAUUUACUCGAGGCAUAUGGGAUAGAUACAUGUAGCACUGCAAUGCCAAUGCCAAUGGUGAAGCCGCCAGCUUCGGAAAACUUGCUGCCUCGGCACAGCCA